AUGGACGCCCUGACUCCUAUCCUUCUCAACUUCCUCGAGGAGCAUGCCCGCCCCCACGUCCAGGAAAAGGUCUCCGAGGAGCUCGACGAGACCAAGGUCGACCUCAAGAAGGACCUGCCCGAUACCAUGAUGGACUUCAUCAAGGGUGAAGAUGGAAUCCCCAUGAUUGCCAAUAUCAUCUCCAACCUGGGAGAUGACUUUAUGGAAAAGAUCCGCAGGGUGACCGACUCGACUAUCGAGACCGCCUCCGAAGGCAUGGACCUGUUGUUGACCAACGGAGUGAUGAACAUCUCCAAGGAUGUUUUGACAAGCAACACCGAUGGCAAGGGCUCGUCUGGAUUCAACUUUGAUUUCUUGAAGACUGGAAAGGAGGGUAUGGUCAUGACCACCAUGGCUGCCUCGGCGCCCGUUAUCAAGCAAGUCAGCGAUAACAUGGGCCGUAAAAUCAGUGCCCACUUCCCAGCCCAGAUUGGAGGUACGAUCCAGGAGAUGAUUGACGAACACGGCGGAUCCGACGGACUGUUUGGCAAGGCUGCAGGAUUCCUGGCCAACUUCUUAAUCUCGGACAAAGAUGGUCCUGGUGAGCACACCGUUGCCGGAGGUGGAACCGACCGCGAUGUCGAGGCCGCCGGCGGUCACACGGGUAAAAUCCAGCAAAUGCUCCAAAAGUUCUUGGCCCCCAAGGUCCUCCUCAUGAUCCAGCCCUACCUCCAGAGGUUUGAGGCCAAGAUGACUAGAUCAUUGGAGACCGAACUUCGUGGCAAGGUCUUCAACAUGGAGUACAUCAAAUCCACCGCUCUGACUGCCAUCACCGGCUUGGGUGGCGCCGCCGGUGGCUUUGGUGGAAUUCUUGGCUCCCUCUUGGGAGGCGGAAAAGACAGAGACGACGAUGACGAUGAUAAUGGCAAUGGCGGCAACAAUGGACGAAGGAGGAACGACGAUGAUCCUAUGAGUGCCCUAACUAACCUGGCAGGGCAGUUCUUGAAGAGUCGAGAGCAUUAG
Linnemannia hyalina is the source of this 1002-nucleotide messenger RNA. Lineage: Eukaryota; Fungi; Mortierellomycota; Mortierellomycetes; Mortierellales; Mortierellaceae. The record is from the annotation of a GenBank genome assembly.